AUGGAAAACCCUCAUGAAGAGCAACAAAACUCUUUGCUUAGCAGAAUUAUAUCUAACGUUCAAAAGCUCAACGACGUGUUGGAGGACGUAAACGAGCGAAUGGACGAAAUCAAUCAAUACAACGAGAAAAUUGGAGUGUUGUCCCAAGUAUGGGCAAACUAUAGUAGAAAUGUCAUGUUUAAUCUACAAAGCAUCAAAAAACUAGAGGAUCCGAUCUAA
Molecule: messenger RNA, 219 nt
Organism: Paraglomus occultum
Lineage: Eukaryota; Fungi; Glomeromycota; Glomeromycetes; Paraglomerales; Paraglomeraceae
Source: the annotation of a GenBank genome assembly